UUGUAGUCGAAGAAAAUAUUUUCCCCUUGGUCGCCAAAGAUCCUCAUCAUCGUCUUCAACCUUCUCUGCAUCAUCACCAUCAUCAUCAUCAUCAUCCGGCUCUUCAGUGCCUCCGAACGGAGUGCUAGUCGUAGUCUUGAGGGCAGGAGACGUACCUACCAAAAGUACAUAGUAGCCAAGAAGAAGUGAAAAUGAAUCCAUUACUCCCGAGAAGAAUAAGUCAUCGAACAAGAAGCCCGUGAAGUUUUUCAUACAACAACCAACCACUUACGCACUUCAUGCGCAUGUGUCAAAAUGUUCAUCCUCGUUGAAACUCAAUCACUUGACAAAGCAGGGCUUCCUUGUUUAGCUCUCGACUCAACUUAUCUCCGGCUUAUUAUCCACGUGUAAGACUGACGAAAACCAUUGACGCCCAGUGUCCUGUGAGUGCUUUAACCUCCAGAUCCGAGGCAAUAUUCCAAAGACGAAAAAGGGUUCCCUUUUAUUGUUGAAAGGACUGCAAAAGCGAGGCUGCUUUAAUAUUUACUACCCACCUCCCUUGCCAUUGAAGGAGACACCGUCAAGUGGAAAACUUCAGCAUUCCCCUCAUCCUUCAUACUGUCAUCAUCACCGUUCGUGGUCGAGGUCGGUCGAGGUCGAUCGAGGUUGAGGUUGAGGUCGAGGUUGGAAAUAUUAGGCCCAGGGCAAGAUGUUUCGCUACUUGAGUAGGCGGUAUUCGCAUCGCCGCAAGCAUCGAAACAAGGACUUUUCAUGUUCGAAUAAAUCCGUGAACAUCCCUGUUCACGGAAGCCCUGCCAUCCUGGGAGAGGGCUUCAUGGGCUCCAGGAACCAUGUGAGCUCCAUUGACCUUCGGUAUACGGGGAAGAAUGACAGGAACGAGUUUCCAGUGGCCUUCUUGGCCAAAACGAUCAAAACCCCGCGGAACAUUCUGCAUUGCAGAGUGGAACUCCUGGACGGAUCCACUUACACGCUUCAAUUACCGCGCUCUGCUUUGGGCCACGAUUUGAUGGAUCGCGUGUUUGGUCAUCUGGACUUGAUUGAACGGGAUUACUUUGGUUUGAAGUAUUUGGACCUUAACAGCGCCAGUCAAUGGCUUGAUCCAUUCAAGGAGAUCAAAAAACAAUCCAAGGACAAAGGAAGCGGGAUCCACCAAUUCCAAUUCCGAAUCAAAUUCUACUCGAGUGAUCCAAGUCAUCUCCGAGAGGAAAUCACUCGCUAUCAAUUCUUCCUUCAGCUGAAGCACGAUAUUCUCCGAGGAUCACUGCCUUGCUCAUAUCAGGAUUUAAUUGAGUUGGCCGCUCUCAUGCUUCAAUCCGAAUUGGGCGAUUAUAAUCCGGACCUUCAUAAUCCGGCCCUCGUGUCUGAAUUCCGCCUCUCAAGAGAUCAAAGCGAGGUCAUGAGCCUUGAUAUCCUGAGGCAAUUCCAAGCCUUGAAAGGAUUGUCUCCCGCCCAAGCUGAACUGGCCUUUUUGAACAAGGCCAAAAUGCUCGAGCUUUACGGAGUGGACAUGCAUACUGUAAUGGGUAAAGACGAAUCAUCCUACACGCUAGGUUUGACUCCAACCGGAAUUCUAGUCUAUGAAGGCGAUCUAAAAAUUGGGCUCUUCUUGUGGCCCAAGAUCAUCAAGUUGGAUUUUAAGAAGAAGAAACUCACUUUGGUGGUUGUCGAAGAUGCAGACUCUGGUUCAGAGCAAGAGCACACUUUCGUUUUCAGAUUGCCAACGGAAAGGGCGUGCAAACACUUGUGGAAAUGUGCAGUGGAACAUCACACAUUUUUCCGACUCAAGACCCCAAAUGCCACGUCAAGAAGUCGACAAGGCUUCUUUCGACUGGGAUCCAAGUUCCGAUACAGUGGAAGAACCGAGUUCCAAACCAUGCACUACAGUCAUGGGUCUGUGCGAAAAAAUGUCAGAUUUGAGCGGAGUGCCUCGUCCCACAGAGUCAGAACCAAAGAGCACCAUCCACCGACCUCGCCGACCUCGCCGACCUCGACAAAUCCAACCCUCACCAAGGCUUCUUCCAACGAGAGGCUUCCAAAUGACACUGCCUCCAAUGGCGUCGAUCCAUUGACGACAACCAAUGUCAAAACCGAUUUGCAUCUCGCGCAAAGGCCAAUUGAGAGCACGCCAGAGUCGAAGCUGGAGAAGAGUGAGAAACCGGAAGAGGACUCUGAGGAAGCCAUUUCCUCCAUGGUGACGCAACUGGGAGGGAUUCGGGAGCCUUUGGAUGGUUCCAUUGUUCCCAAGCUUCGCUCGGUAUCAUUGCAGAGCCACUCUCCGGCCACGAGAAAGGAUUCGAGUUCAUCCGGAUAUUCGGGCGGAGCUGAAGAAACCAUCGAUUACCUUAAGUGGGUGAGCGAAACGAAGAAAGCACCUCCUCGUCCCAGUAGCAAAUCCCCCAAUGCGCCAGUUGCUCCUCAUCGUGGAUCCACUUCGGCCUUGUCCCAAGAGAGCGGUUUAAGUCCCGAUUUGAGAACCACUCCUGAGGCGAGCAGUAGCUCCAGAGAAGGCAGCAGUGCGCGUAAUUCUUCCCCAGACAGUGGUUACGAUCAACCCACACCCAAUAUCUUGAUAUACAAGACGGAGCCCAAGGUCCGACGUGUGACCCCGGGGUCCUCCCGCGACAACAUCAACCACAUUACCCCGCCCAAAGUGAAACCCAAACCUGCCAAAGAUCUGCCGUUCCGUCGCCUUCCUAUCACGGAAUCCGAGGCCAUGGACCUCACGCCAAAGACCAGUCUUCACGAGCCAAUUCGAUCCAGACUGCCCAAGGUCAAUUACGAAAAUUAUAACCAAUUGAACCACCCAGAGCCUGAUUAUAUGAAUCUGGAGGCCUUGCGGAUCAAGCCGCAAGAACUGGAUCAGUUCUCCAAAUCCAUUGGCUUCGCCUCGACCCAGAGGAUAAUGCAAAUGUACGCCAACCCUCGGGCUCCUUGGAUGCAAAUGCCCAGGACGCCGACUUCCUUUUCACCUUGCCAUGGAGCCCAAUCCUCGAAAACCAUGUCCCACGCCGAUCUGAGGACCAUUCGCCAGGGUCAGACUCAACGAUCCAGCUCGACGUGGGAUAUACGGCAUGCUCCAGCUUCGACACAUAACUAUCAGAAUCAUCCGUACCCUUUGUAUUCCAACGUGUUCCAGGAUUACGCCGAACCGGUCAUGAAUCAUCCUAUGAACACCAGGCCCACCUAUUAUCACACACAUCACCAUUACCAUCAGACUGCUCCACCACCACAUCAUCCUCAUCACCAUCGAUCCCAAUACCUUCAAUCCAAUGACACGUUAUAUUAACGAAGUUUUCUGAUGAAGGGUCGAAAUACAGGCGGCGUUAUUAAGUCUU
Tigriopus californicus is the source of this 3335-nucleotide messenger RNA. Its product is annotated as band 4.1-like protein 4B. The coding region runs from base 689 to 3286 and encodes 865 amino acids. The transcript is spliced from 11 exons. NCBI's taxonomy places the organism in Eukaryota, Metazoa, Arthropoda, Copepoda, Harpacticoida, Harpacticidae. The record is from RefSeq and is a predicted model, not a curated record. Gene Ontology annotation, cellular component: cytoskeleton.